Messenger RNA from Leptopilina heterotoma, 1722 nucleotides. RefSeq lists its product as uncharacterized. The coding region runs from base 135 to 1418 and encodes 427 amino acids. The transcript is spliced from 3 exons. NCBI's taxonomy places the organism in Eukaryota, Metazoa, Arthropoda, Insecta, Hymenoptera, Figitidae. The record is from RefSeq and is a predicted model, not a curated record.
GGGUCUAGGCGGUGUGGGCAUGUACGCACUUCUGCCACAUAUAAAAGCAUCGACUAUCAUCAGAAAUUCGCCAGAACAGUGACGAUCAGUGACAAAAAAAAGAAGAAUUAAAAAACCCCAAGGGAAAUUCGUGCAUGAAGAUGCGGUCUACCCUGGUACUACUGGGGUGCCUACUGAUCGUCUCCACUCUCGGGGAGCCAAUCAGGGAAAAGAAGGAAGCACCUUUGAUACAAUAUGGAGCACCUAAUGUGGGAAUAAGUGACUCUUAUGGUGCACCACCAUCGGCACCGGGACUAACGUAUGGUGCACCGUCAGGAGGCGGCGACAUUGGAUCUUUUGGAGGUGAUCAUGGAGGUUCCUUUGACAGUGGUCAUGGGUCCGAUCUUUCCACUAAUAUUGCUGGUCCAAAUUCUUAUGGUGCACCAUCACCAUCUUCUUCGUUCGAUCUGCCAGCACCAGCUCCAUCUUAUGGAGCACCAGCACCAUCCUAUGGAGCACCAGCACCAUCCUAUGGAGUACCAGCACCAUCCUAUGGAGUACCAGCUCCAUCGUAUGGAGUACCAGCACCAUCCUAUGGAACACCGGCACCAUCCUACGGUACACCAGCACCAUCCUAUGGUCCACCAGCGCCUCAAGGCAAAUGGGAAAAGAAACUCACCUGGAAAUCGGAAUUAAAGCAAGUAUGGAAAUCCCAAUCGAAACUCACUUGGAAGCAGGAGUGGCAGAAAGUUGAGGUACCCGUCUGGAAAAACGAGCAAGUGUCAGUGUGGAAAGAAACGCAAGUACCACAGUGGAAGAAGGUUCAAAAACCAGUGUGGAAAGAAAUUCAGGUUCCAAUUUGGAAGGACGUGCAAGUGCCGGCUUGGAAGAAGGUUUGGAAGCCAGUUUGGAAACAAGUUCAAGUGCCAAUUUGGAAGGAUGUUCAAGUGCCAGACUGGAAGAAAAUUUGGGUGCCAGAGUGGAUAAAAAUUGGUAUUCCCGGCGAACGGAUCGUUGGCAAGGACAAUGAGGGUUGGCAGUACACGAGUCACGAUCUCUGGAAGAAGAAACUCAUUUGGAAGCCUGUGUGGAAGAAGACCUGGAGGAAUGAGAAGAAACAAGCCUGGGUGACUGACAAGAAACUCGAAUGGAAACCAGAGUGGAAGCAAAUUUGGAAGACGGAGAAGAAGCAAGCUUGGGUCACCGAUAAGAAAUUAAUCUGGAAGGAGGAGGAUGUUCAAGUUUGGGUGCCACACAAGAAACAAGUGUGGGAGAAUCAAAAGAAGAAGGUCUGGAAGACCGAGUGGAAGAGUAAAUGGGUUCCAGUCUGGAAGGAUGUUCAAGUGCCUGAUUGGAAGAAAGUUUGGAAACCAGUUUGGGAGAAGGUCUGGGUUCCAGCGCCAACUCAUCACGAAGACGAGGGUUACAAGUAUAAAUAAAUUAGUGAACAAGAGGAAAAUUAAUUUUCUUCUUUUCGUUGUGUAUUUAAAAAUGAGUUAGAAAAUUUUAUUCUGAAUUUGAAUCGGAAUAUAUUUUCUUUGUAUUUUGAUUUGUAUUUGGAAUAUUCUUUUUUUGUUUGCUUAUUUUUAUUUAUAGGUAUAGGUUGUAUAAAAAUUGUUGUCCUGGAGGCUUUUUUCCAGGACAAGUCUGUUGAAUUUGGUGUAUAAGAAAUAUCGAGAAUUAUUCAACUAAUCAUUCGAGUUUGAUGAUAGACUGUUGAAUGAUGCUCGAGUAAUGAUCGAC